AUGACAAAAAGUUUAUAUGCAAAUCGAUUCAAAAGAAAUGACUUCGAGUAUACCAAUGAAUCAGUUAUCGACAAUCGAUUGAAAUGUUCAAUAUGUAAAGAAGUCUUUCAAGAUCCAGUCUUUAUAAAAACUUGCCGUCAUGAUUUUUGCAGAACUUGCAUUGUACAAUGGCUCAAAACAAAUCAAAAUUGCCCAAUAUGUCGACAACCAUGUUGUGUUAAUGAUUUAAAUCCAAAUCAAUCUCGUAUUAUACUUGAUAUGCUUGAUGAUCUUCGUCUCAAGUGUCGUCGAUGUAAUGAAACAAAUAUUCAACCUAGUGACAAAGAAGCUCAUUUGAAACGAUGUCCAAAUGUCUUAGUUAAAUGCUUAGCUUCUGAUCUUCAAUGCAAAUGGGUAGGAAAGCGUAGCGAACUUCAAAAUCACCUUCAAACGUGUAUUUUUCAACAAUUACAUCCGGUUAUUGAACAACUACGAACAGAAACUCAACUGAAAGUUGAACAAAUUAAAGUCAAACUAAAUCACACUCAGCAAAGUCUAAAUAAUCUUCGGCUAGCUUAUGUGCAACAAAAACGUUUCAUUUCCGCAUUUAUUAACAAUGGUAAACCGAUGACAAAUAUCUGUACAGUCUCAUCACCUAACUCUUGUAAAAUCAUGGUGAAUUCUGGAAUAUUACAUCAAGCAUCACACUCUUGUGCAGUAUGUGAACAAAUGAUCAUUAGAUUAUUAUAA
This is a messenger RNA of Adineta ricciae, 729 nucleotides long. NCBI's taxonomy places the organism in Eukaryota, Metazoa, Rotifera, Eurotatoria, Adinetida, Adinetidae. The record is from the annotation of a GenBank genome assembly.